AUGGCGGAGAGCUACUUGAAUCAGAGUGCCGGGUCUCUGCGUCGUCUUCUUCCGUCAAGCAGACAGAACUCACGGCCAACGACCACGUCAGAGUCCAGCCUCCCGAGGCCGCGGCAGAAUAACGUCUCUAUUGCUUGUAAUGCGUGUCGCAAGUACAAAACAAAGUGUUCGGGCGAAAGACCGUCAUGCCGUCGGUGUAUCACUCGGCAGUGCCCCUGUGCGUACACUACACGACCUGCGGACAUACGACGCCAAGUUUCCGACCGACAUCAUGAUAAUUUUCGAGGUCAUUCGACCAUACAUGAAGAAGCAAUUGCUCUAUUGAGAACCCUCCCUCAUCAGCAAGCUCAGGAACUCGUCUCGAGGAUCAGAUCUGGAGGCGAUAUCACAGCCAUCAUUAGCCACAUCAAAGCUGGCGAUGUCUUGCGUCAGAUGGCAACGGUUCCCGAAACCCAAUAUCGAUAUGUGCUUCCGUAUCGGUCCGAAAUGCCUCAAAUAUACGCCCACAACAACCCCUACAUGACUUCAUUGAUUUAUGAAGCUGCGUCGCUUCCCACAGAAACCCCUGCUACAUGUUCCAAUGACAAAGCACGACCUGCGUCGGAACAUCUCCAAAGCCCACAUGCCUUCGAAAGCCUCUAUUUCAAGCCACAUCAUGGGGCUAGCGUUAUUGAACCACUACUUUAUAAUGCAAAGGUGUCAUGGUGGACCUCGGUAUGCGAUGACGACGUGCUCCUACGGGAUCUCCUCGCCGUGUUCCUCAGAUGCGAGUAUCAGUUCACCGCAGCAUUUCAGAAAGACUUAUUCUUGGAAGAUCUGAUUGCCCGAAGGACUGAUUUUUGCUCGUCGUUACUGGUAAAUGUCACUCUAGCCUACGCAUGUACCUGCUACCCUGGAUUCUCUGAUCGCUCGGAGUACUGGAACACUCGAAAGCUGAUAUACCGCUUUCUUGCUGAGGCGAAACGUAUCUGGGAACUAGAAGCUUCCGUGCCGCGCGUCACGACUAUUCAGGCAGGGAUUAUCUUCAGUGUUUUCCACAACCUGUGUGGUCUCGACGAAAUUGGCCAGCCAUACCGGAUUCAUUCUGUAAAGCUGGCGUCGAAGCUGAGUCUCUUCGACGGUGGUCCAAAGGAUAAGAGUAAACGGACACAGAGAGGCUGGGCCUACGCUGCUUGGGCCCUGUACAAUUGGGAAACACUUGUUGCCUUCUCAUUUAGGCUUCACCCCUUAUUGACGAAACCUCCUGAGCUGCCACUACCAGAUCCAGCGGAUGAUCCUGGAUGGUAUGGAGAGAUAUGGCUGCAGUACCCUUUAGCGCGUAGUCUUGUGCCGUCAAACCUUGGUCAAGUCCUACAUGCUAGAUCUCAUUUUCGAGAGAUUAUGAAUGAAUUCUGUGUGGGAGCUCAUUCUGGCUCAUCAGAGGUUGGCCUUCAAUUAGCUGAAGUGCUUUCAGAACGACUGAAAAGUUGGUUCAACGGCUUGCCUAGAUCACUUCAGCCAAGAGCAAUCGUUCUUCCUGCACACCUGCAACUUCAUAUGUAUUAUCACCAUCUGACGCUGGCGAUUCAUGAACCAUUAUUGGGGUCGGAGAAGACCAAAUCGCCCUUUUUACGCGACGUCGUAGCUAAGGCGAAAAUGUUUUUGGGGACUUUGACGCGGCUCUAUUUCAUCCGCCACGGAUUUCAGGCCAUGGACCUAUUCAUUGUCAUACCCCUCAUGGUUAUUGGACUAGACUGCAUCGACUUGAUACAGUCAGAACCUCAACCGCUCGAUCAUGACCUCGAAACCUUGCGGUCAACACUUUUCCUAGUUGUAAACGGCCUCGGCAACCAGAGCCACAAUCAUUUCCUGGCCAACGCUCUUUUCAGAGUUAUUCGAGGACGUAUGCGCCAACAAGAGUUGACAUUGCUGAGAGACACGGUGAACGAGAGCGAAUUGCCUGACAAUAGAGAAAAGGCCCUCGCGCAGGCCGUACGAAGCCACUGGCCAGUAGGUAUCGUUAAAGCCGAUGACGACGAAGAGAGUCAUAUCUUGACUCAUUUGGUGGAAACCUAUGGCGCUUUGAACAUCAACGCUUCAUCGCCUCCAGUAUCUUGA
Molecule: messenger RNA, 2097 nt
Organism: Colletotrichum scovillei
Lineage: Eukaryota; Fungi; Ascomycota; Sordariomycetes; Glomerellales; Glomerellaceae
Exons: 5
Coding region: 1-2097 (698 amino acids)
Biological process (GO): DNA-templated transcription; regulation of DNA-templated transcription
Molecular function (GO): DNA-binding transcription factor activity, RNA polymerase II-specific; DNA binding; zinc ion binding
Source: RefSeq, a predicted model, not a curated record